Cavia porcellus (domestic guinea pig) is the source of this 395-nucleotide messenger RNA. RefSeq lists its product as uncharacterized. Lineage: Eukaryota; Metazoa; Chordata; Mammalia; Rodentia; Caviidae. The record is from RefSeq and is a predicted model, not a curated record. The coding region runs from base 46 to 204 and encodes 52 amino acids. The transcript is spliced from 2 exons.
CGCGGUCUGCCCCGCCCCGCCUUAGCUCCCGCGCUAGAGAGAAACAUGUAUCGUUUCCGAUCACAGCUUUUCACGGGGAUUUCUGCUGCCGCCGCUGCCCACUCGUACCCCCGCCGCUUCUCGCCUCUGUUGUUAGCCGAAGACUCGCCUCUCAGCCGCCCGCUGCACAGACGCACGAGUAGAAAGUGCAGCUCUAUUGGCUGAUCUUCACUGAGCUCCCAGUUUAGGCGGCACCGGGCGUCCCACGAUGCCGAAGAAUAAGAAGCGGAACGCGCCCCACCGCGGUGGCAGUAGUGGCAGCGGUGGCUCAGGGGCAGCCGCGGCGACGGCGGCGACGGCAGGUGGCCAGCAUCGAAAUAUUCAACCUUUUAGUGAUGAAGAUGCGUCGAUUGAAA